AUGUACGAAGAUCUGGUGGCAGAAGCAACCAGCGAAUCAAAUCCUUGUGAUGUUGAAACCGAGUGGCAGUUCAUUAAGAGCGGCAUACUUGAGGCUAUCGCCGAAUGCUGCGGAUUUAAACGGGUUGGCCUGCCGCCUGGAGGUUCAGAAAAGAUCUUCCUCGUGGACAUGAAAGGUACAACCGGCGGCGGCGUUCAAGAAAUGGCUUAG
Molecule: messenger RNA, 210 nt
Organism: Soboliphyme baturini
Lineage: Eukaryota; Metazoa; Nematoda; Enoplea; Dioctophymatida; Soboliphymatidae
Source: the annotation of a GenBank genome assembly